This is a messenger RNA of Pristis pectinata (smalltooth sawfish), 4469 nucleotides long. RefSeq lists its product as uncharacterized. The coding region runs from base 172 to 1260 and encodes 362 amino acids. The transcript is spliced from 9 exons. The record is from RefSeq and is a predicted model, not a curated record. NCBI's taxonomy places the organism in Eukaryota, Metazoa, Chordata, Chondrichthyes, Rhinopristiformes, Pristidae.
GCAGCGAGAGAGAGAGAGAGAGAGAGAGAGAGAGAGACAGAGUGAGUGUGCUCGUUCAUCCCAGGUAUUACCCGUAGCCACUGAGCCAUGCGCGCUGACAAAUGUGAUGUGAAGUGCCCCUGAAAAGGCGCGUUAUCCAGACCCAGGAGUUACUCCUAACAUCUGCUCCCUAUGAAGAAGCAAGCGACUCUCUGCAAACGCGAGGCACUCUGCUUAUUGUGUCUUGUGUUACUGCUGCCAGUUAAUGCAUCGGAUUCAUGGCGUGCUUACAGCGAAAACGCAAAAGCAGCCAUACAGAGAUGUCGGGAAAUGAUCGAUCUACUGAAUGAUAAUCUGCUCCCAAGUAUGGUACAGUAUGAAGUUUUAACAGAUAUAGAUGCUAAAAAUCUGAAUAAUUGCUGUUUCAUCAGCAUCACUACUCAACAGCUGAGCAACACCUUCGACCACCUAUUGAGUAACUUUCAAAAUGACUCAAAUAAUUACAAAUAUACCAAGCAAAUAACAAAGUGGCUGUCAGCAAUUUACUCUGGGGACGAUGCUAUAGUCAAGUGUCCUGGACCAUGUUCGAUGCCAACACCAAGGAUUGUCACAGGAUGUACAACUGACCUUUUUGCAUACAUUAAAGCUAUCAUGCUUCAGUAUGAAUACUUACUGGAUCAAAACGACUCCCAAGUUCAAGCCUCAAACGAUCUCAGCUUCCUGAGAAAUCACAGCACUUUCCCUGAUUUGAACUCUUGUGUGACUAACCUUCACAAUGGAUCAAGCUCGAACAACUUCUUCACAAACUUAUGCUCUCAGUACUCGCCUGGUACAAGCCCACCACAGCCCUCCAGUUCCACGGUCCCUCCUACACAGACUGCAAUGGUGACAGAAGACAAGAGUGGGGGACCCGCCAUCAAUGAGAAAAUGUCAACAACCUGGCCACCUCAUCACGACAUCACCUUAUCACAAACAGCAACUGCUAGUGUUGGACUGGCACCUAAAGCACAGUCCAUGUCCCGCCCUGCUGUAUCCUACUCACAGAUUUUCGAUGUCACCCGUAGGAAAGACAAAAAUACUGACCCAAAUAAAGAUGGAAGUUACAGCAAGAACAAAAGCUCUGUAUUCACCAUAAUCAUUGCUUUAUUAUUAGUGAUGAUCUCGGUAAUCAUUUUCACCUACGUAUUCCGGAAGAUCAGGAUACGGAGGAGGAACUACAGAGAAUAUGCUUUGCAAGGUUUUGACCUAGAACCUAGUAAUUACUCUGUGGAAGAACCCUAACGACCUGUAAAGGAGCAGAAGAGCGGUUUUAUGGGGUAUCUGGCUUCUAUGAAGCAGACAGUGAUUGCAUUCUUCCCAUAUUAUUGAUGGACCCGGAACGUGUCAUGAAUUUUCCCAGAGAAACUUGCUGCCUGAACUCCUUGUGAAGUGCUGGCUACUGACUGCAGCUCGCCAUGUUUUGACCCAAACAGUUUCAGCACUGAUGAGAAGCCAAACAAUGAAUGUAGGACCCCUGCCACAUACAAAGACACUUGUUUAUUAUUCAAUAUCUGUAACUGGGAAACAUGAAGAGGACUUUUCUUUUCACAAGGUAGUUUGACGCGAAUACUUGUACUCUUCCUCUGUUGUUUUGGGCUAAAGGAGCAGAAACUGCCCACUGUCGGAGACAGUUCGAGCAACCAGAUUGGUUUCUGCAAAAGGAUGAACACUGGAUGAGAAGUUCUUUUUAUAUUAAGAAACAAAUGUUGCAUAAAAAGUAGAUAGUAGCUGAAGAGAAACAACAUAUUACUGAUUCAACAGACCAGAGUUGCCAUAGUCUGACUUCAACAAGUCACUAGUUAAUGAGCAUGUCAUGAUAAUAUAUCACCACUGAGUUCCCGUGAAGUAAUAUUGCUGUCAUUCCACUAAUUAUCAGUCACCUAGUCAUUGCUAACUAACAGAAUACCUAGUUUUCUGGUCCACUCAUGUCCAAUCAGGUAGAGCAAGUAGCUCAGAAGUCUAACAGAAUGUAAUUGUUUAUUGCUAAUGGAAUCAAAUGCAAAAGCAGGAGGUUAUGCAUCAGUACAGGGUAUUGAUGAGACCACAUCUUAAGUGCUGUAUGUAGUUUUGGAUGUUAAUGCAUUGGAAGCAGUUCAGGGAAGGUCAAAAUGUGAAAUGGGCAGAUUGUCCUCUAAGGAAAGGUUGAAGAGGCUGGGCUUGCAUCCGCUGAAGUUCAGAAAGGUGAGGGAGUUUGAUUGAAAUAUAAAGUGUUUUGAUGGUGUAUGUGGAAAUCCUGAUGGUGGUUGUAUGGCUCUAAGAGGCACAGAGAGGGUCAGAAUCUUUUUUCCAGGGUGGAAAUGUCAAAUACCAGGGGACAUGCAUCUAAGGUGAAGAGGGGGAAAUGAGUGGGGCAUCUUUUUCACUGUUCAUCCAGUGGUGGGUGCCUGGAACGGGCUUCUAGGGGUAGUGGUGGAAGCAGAUACGAUAGUGGCGUUUAAGAGGUUUUUAGAUGGGCGCAUGAAUAUGUGGGGAAUGGAGGGAUGUGGAUCAUGUGCAGGCAGAAGGGAUUUGGUUUAAUCUGACAUUGUGUUUGGUGCAGGCAUUAUGUUUGGUGCAGACAUUGUGGGUCAAAGAGCCUGUUCCUGUGCUGUACUGUUCAAUGUUCUAUAAAAAUGUUUGAUUCCCUCCGGUGUUGACCCCACUAGUGAUGGAAGGCAUUCAGGAAGACACUUCAUUUGCACAGUUUAUGCACUCAGCCACCUCUCCAAUCCUGGAAGCCACUGGGGCAGGGGAUAUCUGUGCCAACCAACUAUGCCAGUCAGCAGUGCAGGAACUUGCAAAGGUGCUUCUGAUGCCUUCUUGGGACCAAAUAAAAAUCCGUCCCAGAAAUUUCCUGUAAGCCCUGAAGAUCUGGGAUAAGCCAGUUCUCGGCCAUUUUCCUUGUAAUGCUGCCAAGCUACUGUGGAGCUCUGAGGCCUUUCAGUUCUGUCAGAUGUAAAAUAAAUGUACAUAAUUUAACAACUAUAGAGUAGGUCACAUUCUGUAAAAGCCAUGUUAAAGUGCUUCCUAACCAUGUUCUUUCGCUGAACGUUUAAAGGCUGAUAUUCUGGCAUUUUAUUAGAAAUAACACUGGAAACUGCUCCAACAUGAAGAGUUGACAGAACACAUAAUACACAGCACUGUAAAAGGCUUCAAGCCUGCCGUAUACUAAUUACUUUAUUAAAGUAAAAGCUAGAUUUUUGGAUUCGGUACACCCCAGCAUUACAGAUAGGUUGCGUUCCUAGAAAACUGUCCAUAUCACGAUUUUCCGUAACACGAACCCUUGACCAAAAUUGUUGUCUGUUUUGUAUUUUGUGGUUAGUUAUUUUUUUUCUCACCCUAAGUUCCGUAUCAUACAGCACAGAAACAAGCCCUUCGGGCCAACUCAUCCAUGUUGACCAAGGUGCCUACCUGAGCUAGUUCCAUUUACCUGCAUUUGGCCCAUUUCUCUCUGAACUUUGAACCACAGUCCAUCCCAAUGGGUCCCGUCUGCAAGGUUAGAGGGCUGGAUGGAAUUGGUGCUCCACAGUACCUAGAGGUGGGCACUGGAACAUGACUAUUUACAUUUUGUGUGCAGUUCUGUUCAUCCCAUUGCAGGAAGGAUGUGGAGGCCCCAGAGAGGGUGCACCAGUAUGCUGCCUGGGUUAGAGGAUAUGAGCCAUAAGGAGAGUUCGGACAAACCUGGCCUUUUGCACCCGCUGGCUGAGGCGAGACCUGACAGAAGUCCACAAAAUUAUGAGAGGCAUAGCUAGGGUAGACAACCGGUAUCCCUUUCCCAGGGUAGAAAUGUCAAAUACCGGAGGAGUGAAUUUUUAUUCCAUACUUCAUAUUUUCGGUGGUGAUUUGUGAAUUCGUUAAGGGCGAACUUCCGUUGCCCAAAAGCCUGUAACGUGGGGGUCUUGCGUACUUUAGAUUUUAAAGGUCUCCAGCAACAUUUUCCAUUAAGUAAAAGGUCUGUUGUGGGAGCAUGAGGGAUCAAAUAGCUUACUGCUGCCUCUUUUUCUUAUGUGAAGCACUAUUAUGUUUGUUUAUGAGUUAAUUUAUCUCUAUUUCCAGCUUCUCAAGCACUUCAAACAUCUUUAAAUGGUCAAAGCAGCACACCUCUGUUCACGGGGUUCUGUAAUCAUACAACACAGUAUGACUCUGUAGAAUGUAGCCAUGCUAUGUAAAUAAUCUUAACUAAGCCUAAAAGGUUUUAACGUUUCAAUGUACUCUUACUGCAAGGUAACAAUAACUAUUACUGUAAUUAAUGCAUUGUCACUGUAUUCUUGCUGUAACUAGUGUCCUCUUACUGUACUGCUGUAUGGCCUGGAGAGGUUUUAGAGGUUAUCCUGUGGCAGGCUUUUAAGUGCAGACCUUUGCAAUUGACAACACGGGCCUUUGAAACAUCAUGCAGUUAAUGUGCAAACUGAUAUAUCUGAAGUGUGUAUAACUGCAUCCGAUUUCAUACAUAAACAGUCUACUAAACACAA